This is a messenger RNA of Acaulospora morrowiae, 657 nucleotides long. Lineage: Eukaryota; Fungi; Glomeromycota; Glomeromycetes; Diversisporales; Acaulosporaceae. The record is from the annotation of a GenBank genome assembly.
AUGUCCAAAAAUCGUAAGACAGGAAGAUUCUCCUCAGAGGAGGACAUUAAGGUACUUGAGCAUGUUAACAAACAUGGAGUUGGAAAGUGGAAUGAUGUUGCAGCUCAUGUGGAAACUAGGGACGCUAAACAAUGCAGAGAAAGGUACUAUGGUCAUCUAGCUCACAAUGUGAACAAGGAACCAUUUACGAAGAAGGAAGAAGAUAAAAUACGUGAGUUGGCUAUGGCUGGUUACGGGUGGGCAAGUAUGGCUAGAGAAUUAGGCAAUGGUCGUACUUCAAACAACAUUAAGAAUUGCUGGUAUCAAAAGCUUUCCAAAGAAAAAAAAGGAGUGAAAAAGAAUAAAAAAAGAUCAUCUGUAAUGAAAGCACAAUCACUCAAUAAAAAGCCCAGUAACCAGUUGGUGACUAACGUAGACAUCGAACAACUUGACAAUUUUAACCAGGAAAUAGACGUUGGCCCAAACGAAGUACAUGUAGAAAGAGUUUUUCACGAAAUCAUUAACACUGGAUUUAUUAACACUGGCGGAUUCAUUAACACCGAUGGAUUUAUUAACACCAACGGGUUUAUUAACACCAACGGAUUUAUUAACACCAAUGAAUUUAUUAACAUCGAUGAAUUUAAUCAACAACACCUUUAUACCUUAGCACAUAUGUAA